Molecule: messenger RNA, 1551 nt
Organism: Lichtheimia ornata
Lineage: Eukaryota; Fungi; Mucoromycota; Mucoromycetes; Mucorales; Lichtheimiaceae
Exons: 3
Coding region: 1-1551 (516 amino acids)
Biological process (GO): cytoskeleton-dependent cytokinesis
Cellular component (GO): septin ring; cell division site; septin complex
Molecular function (GO): GTPase activity; GTP binding; molecular adaptor activity
Source: RefSeq, a predicted model, not a curated record
AUGGAGCCAUUGGAAAACACCAUCCCUCGUCGUUUUCAAAGACAACAACGCACAUUGUCAGAUCAUUGGAGCGAUGACUAUUCGAGUGAAAAGUCGCCUGCUUAUGCAAAAACGGAAAACUCGUCAGCGGCAUGGUCUUUAAGGGACGAUAGCAAUGCGGAGCUUGUGGUUCCCCAGGUCAUGAUUCAACCUUUGGGCAUUACACGGCAAGAUAUUGGGCAUCUACGAGUGAUUGUUUGUGGUGACUCUGGUAUUGGCAAGACAGCCAUGAUUCAAGCGUUGACAAUGUUACCCGAGAUCACUGCUUGUGAAGUAGCAACCGAUGUCGAAUGCAGCAAUCCAUCCUUCAUGACGAAUUUCUUGGAAACAGACGAAGAAAAGGAAGAAGAAUAUGAUGAAGCGUCCUCUUUUGCCAAAGAUGAGAUUGGAUUAAAUAUUCAGGAGACAUUUGCAAGUACCAUGACAGCUCCCUUUUGGAGUAGAGACAAUCAACAACAGCAACAGCAACAACAUCAAUCCAAUGACCAUCAGAUCUUUAUCAAAAAUAUUUGUCUUGUGGAUACACCUGGUUAUGGUGCUUGCAUUGAUGCACAAUCAGUCAUUACGUCGGUGGCAUCUUAUAUUGAACGACAAUUUCAAAAGACGAGCAACAUGUUGAAUCCAAUGUAUCCCAAUACACCUGAAGUGACACGGCUUGUACACAAUCCCUAUGGAGCCCAUACCCACGUCGAUGCAUGUAUUUAUGUGGUAUUGGAUCGCUUUAAGCGAGUGGAUAUUGAGUACAUGCGCGCCAUUCAUCAUUUGUGCAACGUCAUCCCGGUGAUCAUUAAGCACGACCCUCAGCUGACACAAGAUCAGGAGAAUGAAUUAAAGAAGGAUGUACUGCGAGAACUUGACGAGAAUGGCAUUGAAACAUUUACAACAACAUGCAACCCUUUUAUCCUUCCCGAUACCACGCAUGUCGAUGAUUUACGAGAUGCUUUAUUCUAUUCGCAUAUCGAACAUUUGAGACGAUCGACAGCAACAAAAUUCGUCACUUGGCGUGCUUCUCAAAUCAUGAUUUCAUCUUCAACCAUGUCAUCCACACUCACAGCAUCUACACUCACGUCGGCUGAGACCGUGGAUCGAAUGCAUGCUCUUCGUACACGCCAUGAACAAAACAUGAAUCUGUACAUUUCACGCUAUGUCAGUGAAAAACGCAAGACCAUGGAACGGGACAUGUUUGAACGUGAACGUGCCUUGAAGAAUGAGCUGGCCUCCGUUGAGAGACGCAAACGUGCUGAAUUAUUGGUCAAUGAACUCAACCAACUAUUUCAACAAGGGAACAUUGAUGAUCUCAAGGUUUUACGACCUACAACAACAAGUCAUCCACAACAGGGCAAGGGGUCAACCACAACAUCAUCAUCAUCCGUGGAGGGGAACCAUGGCAACAAGGGACGACCUUUGUUAUUACAACAGCAAAAAGUAGACAACAUGAUCCAGCUUGUAUUGUUUAUCAUUGGCCUUCACUUGAUAUUUGACGUUGUUUGUACUAUUUACCUGCAUCAAUAA